This is a messenger RNA of Trichoderma aggressivum f. europaeum, 483 nucleotides long. RefSeq lists its product as uncharacterized. NCBI's taxonomy places the organism in Eukaryota, Fungi, Ascomycota, Sordariomycetes, Hypocreales, Hypocreaceae. The record is from RefSeq and is a predicted model, not a curated record. The coding region runs from base 1 to 483 and encodes 160 amino acids. The transcript has a single exon.
AUGGCUUCCUCGAUUGUAUCUGUUAUUCAAAAGUGGGAUACUCAAUAUCAGCUCGGCACUAUUGUUGGCGACAAUGCCUUGAACAAUGAUACUUGCGUACAGCAUUUAUUUUCGCAUAUUAACCCCUCAAUCUCGGCAUCUGAUGCAAUUGACCGGCGGAUGAGAUGCUAUGGGCAUAUCUUGAACCUCGUUGGCCGGGCUUUCUUGUAUGGAGAGGAUAAUGAAGCUUUUGAGCAAGAGUCGCAGCUUUUUGACCUUACAGGCCGCCUCGAUGAUGAAGUCAAGCAUUGGAGGAAGAAAGGCGCUGUUGGCAAGCUUCGGAAUAUCGUCAAGUUCAUCAGAAGCUCGAUUGAACGAAGUGAACGGUUUGAAAACACCGCCACUGCAUUAGGUCUUGAUGAUCAAGAGCUUGAAGUCAUUAUGAAUAAUGAUACAAGGUGGAAUUCAACAUAUAUGAUGAUUAGCCGCGCCCUUGAUAAGUAA